AUGACACCGAAUCCGGUGAGCUUGCCGAGGACUUAUUAUCAAACAUUACUAUCUUCACAGCAAGAUACAAUGGGCUCAAAUCAGUCAAGAAUCGAAAAUGUCAAAGAGAGAUUGAAACCACGAAAGAUACGGAUUUAUCCAACACCUGAAGAAAGAGAAAAACUAAGAAAGUGGAUGGGAACC
Funneliformis caledonium is the source of this 183-nucleotide messenger RNA. Lineage: Eukaryota; Fungi; Glomeromycota; Glomeromycetes; Glomerales; Glomeraceae. The record is from the annotation of a GenBank genome assembly.